ACCGAUUUCUACUACUAUCUUAGCGAAGACGCGCACGAAAAAUGAUACCCAUAUUAGGGUGUCUUCGACGCGGAUGCAGGAGAUCCCAUGACUGCUAAAGACUAACCACAGGUUCCGGGUACGCCUAGGGCGUUCCAUGUUCACUUACAAAACAGUGUGCAUUGCCUCUGAAUCGAGGUUUGACUUGCAAUGCUUGGGUGACCUCAAGAAGCUCAAGGUAUGUUUGCGUUGCCGUGCUUUGCGUCCCCCCACCGUGCCAUGGUGGGGUUUCACUUGUCAAAUUCUGUAUACUUUCUACUCCGCGGCGUACCGGAAACGACUUCUCGACGGAUGGAUUCGGCGUUGGUGGCCAAGAGGGUCUGUUCUUUACCAGGGCGGUUUAUCUGGAUGUCGACAUUUGGGUGAAGGACGAGCGAGGGAAGGAAUGGGUAUGGAGGAUUGCACCCUGGCAUAUGGAAUCGGCUGUCUACUACUUUCUCGGAUCUGCAUACCCACCAACUCCAGCAUCAAGUGGGCGUUAUUGGGUAUAUCCAUGGACGGUCUCCGUUUCUGUUUCUGUUUCCUCUCUUGGCAAAUCAGUGGAGGAGGAGAAGGGAUACCUCGUUCUGUGGUAACAGCUCUGUCUGCUAUGCGACGUCCCCCACUGUUCCAUAAUCGGCUCUGCCAUAAUAAAAGCCGCUAAUACCUUUCACCAAGUCAAAAGUACUCUUCGUAGGAUCUAGGAUUCUGAACAUGAUG
Westerdykella ornata is the source of this 738-nucleotide messenger RNA. RefSeq lists its product as uncharacterized. NCBI's taxonomy places the organism in Eukaryota, Fungi, Ascomycota, Dothideomycetes, Pleosporales, Sporormiaceae. The transcript has a single exon. The coding region runs from base 137 to 682 and encodes 181 amino acids. The record is from RefSeq and is a predicted model, not a curated record.